UAAUAAUUGGAUAAAUUAAAUACGUAAUAAAGUGAAUUAAUAAACAAAGAGAAAGAGAGUACAGAAAUCAAGGUAGCUGGUGAUCUGAAAUGUAAAUAUCUUGUCAAAGAUAGAGGUUAUAAACGAAAACGGUUCUUGGAUGAGUUGUUAAAACUUCGGGGAAUCUUGUUAGAGUUAAUAACUGGGUUUCCGAUUGCGGGAGCGCUUGCUAGAUCCUCCUUCAGUUCGAUUUCGUUCGGCAAAGGACACGGUUCGUUCCCUCUUAUUUAAUCGUUCCAUAGAAAAUUGUAUACGAAAAGUUAAAUUUUUAGUUUAACCCGGUGUUUUAAUAAGAAUUAAAUGGAAGACAUGGCUAUUUCUAAGGAACUUAAAUCGGCCAUUGAGUCCAAUCAAAAAGAAUUAAAAAACGCCAUUCGAAAUCAUCAGGUUAUUUUAACAAAGUUACGUGAUAAUCCUGAUAACGUUGAACUUCAAGAUCAAUUAAAAGCGAUUCAAGAAAACAUAGUCUUCAUCGGAUGCGAACAAAAAUCAAUAAUAGAAGCGUUACGUAAAAACUACAAAACUUAUCAAAAAUCGGUCAAGAACAAUGUGAUUAAAAAUAGUGUCGAAGAAAAACGAUCGAAUUUGACCAACUCUUUGAAUAGAGCAAGAAAAUUAAAUGUUGUUACUAAAGCAACGUCUGGGACAUCCGUUAGUGCUUCCGACGAAUCCGAAUGUUCAUUCGGACCGUUAACACCGGAACAACCAGUAAACAACCCAACCAGCCCGCAUCAUAUGCAAAAAGAACGAUUUUUAGGCAGCUUCGGUUUAGGGACGCACGAGGCUUGUCGCCUUUUACAAAAUAAACGUGUCGAACGAAAACGAAGAAGUACGGCAAAUCCGCAAUUUUUGUAUCACAGAGGUUGGGAUUUUUCUACAAAACGUAGUAAAAGAAAUAAUAACGUAAAUGUAUCACCUCCGCAUACAAGACAGGCUGUGAGAAAUAGAAAUAAAUGUAACGAGAGAAACUCUCCCCCAAAAAAGAAUUCGGGUCCACCUUCCCCUGUUGAUAACGCACUACCUUUCCCAUUACCCAGCGAAUUAACCAUCGAAAGAGUUAAUGCGGUUAAAAAAAAUUUAGGGGAGAAGAUUUGCGUUGAAUGUAGAAACCCGGGAAAUGGAUCUUUAUUGUACUGUGAUAUGUGUACUGGAGGUUUUCAUCUUAGUUGUCAUAAUAGACCACUUGCUCAAACUCCCAGGCAAUGCCCUAGAUGCAUUUCUGGUAAAGAUACUAGAGUUAUUGGAUCUUUAAAUGUACCAUCAGGGAUGAGUGUUUCUUAUAUUUCAGCUGAAAUCAAUGAUAAAAUUCAAGAAAAAAAUGCUCUUUUGGAAAAGAAAAAAAAUUUGAGUGCCGAAUUAACUCGUUUACAAGAUAAACACUCCCAAUUGACGAUCACCUUAAAAACUCAGCAAGUUGAACAAGAAGAGCUUUUGGUAACUCAACAAUCAACGGAGGAUAAGAUCCAAAAUAUCUUAAAAUUCAUUUCGCGCGUAAACGACAAGAAGGUGCUUCCGGAUAAAGAAACGGUGGAAUCUUAAGACUUUAAGUCAAUUGUUACGAGAAUGUUAUGAUGAGAUAUUGUUAAGUUACUUUGUUUUAAGACUGAUAUUUUUCUACGAAUUAUUUUACAUAAUAAAUCGAACUGAAUUUCUAUAAGAAAAAAUAUUUAUAUGGAA
Molecule: messenger RNA, 1716 nt
Organism: Onthophagus taurus
Lineage: Eukaryota; Metazoa; Arthropoda; Insecta; Coleoptera; Scarabaeidae
Source: RefSeq, a predicted model, not a curated record